Molecule: messenger RNA, 1290 nt
Organism: Telopea speciosissima
Lineage: Eukaryota; Viridiplantae; Streptophyta; Magnoliopsida; Proteales; Proteaceae
Product: histone-lysine N-methyltransferase ASHR2
Exons: 2
Coding region: 61-1224 (387 amino acids)
Molecular function (GO): protein binding
Source: RefSeq, a predicted model, not a curated record
AGAAAGAAGAGAUUCGAGUCCCAUUCUGCACAGCUACCCAUCGGAGAAGAGAAGAAGAACAUGUCCGAGACAACAUCGAACCCGCUUAUCAAAGUGAAGGAGAUUGAAGGGAGAGGAAGAGCUGUGAUUGCUUCCCAGUCUGUAAAAGCUGGUCAAAUACUUCUCAGAGAUUCUCCAAUCCUUAUUUACUCCUCUGUUCCCCUUCAAAGUGGGAUUCCCUCCAACUUCUGCUCCAACUGCUUCAGAAGGCUAGAAGCAUUGGUCCCCUCGUCUUCAUCCAUUACCUGCCAUUCAUGUUCAAUUAACACCCUCUUCUGCAGCCCUAAUUGUCGAUCCAUCGCCCUUGCCUCGUCCCACUCUCCCUGGGUCUGCCAAGCCCUAACUUCCAUCCGUAACUCUCACUCUCUCAGCCCAGACCUCCAAAUCCAAGCCCAGUUUCUUGUUUCCGCUUACAACCUCGCUUCUUUUUCUCCUUCCAAUUUCCAGCUCUUACUAUCACUUCAGGGUGAAUCCCCUACGACCCAGACUGCCGAAACCCUUUUCCUCCACUCUUUUAUCGCAUCUCUCGUGCCUCCUCAGAGCUUCGCUGGGGUUUCUCCGGAGCUUACCGCUGCUUUGCUCUCGAAGGACAAGCAAAACGCCUUUGGUUUGAUGCAACCAUUUGAUAAAGACAAAGAGAGAGCAGUGAGAGCUUAUGCUAUCUACCCCAAAGCUUCUUUCUUCAACCAUGACUGUCUUCCGAAUGCUUGUAGGUUCGAUUACGUUGACAAUAUCGGGGAUCGGAACACGGACAUGAUAGUGAGAGCUAUUCAUGAUAUUCCGGAAGGGCAGGAGAUUUGUUUAAGCUAUUUCCCAGUGAACUGGAACUAUGCGGACAGGCAGAGGAGGUUGUUGGAGGAUUAUGGGUUCACCUGUCAAUGUGACCGUUGUAAGGUGGAGGCGAAUUGGAAAGAGGACGACGAAGAAGGCAUGGAAGAGGACAACGACGACGAGCAAAUGGCGGGUUCCAAGGAGGACGAGAUUGCUGUGGAAGAAGAUGGUGAUUUCCCUCAUGCUUAUUUCUUCCUGCGAUACUUAUGUGACACAGAGAACUGUGGGGGCACAUUGGCCCCGUUGCCACCAUCAGAGGGUACACCUGAUAUUAUGGAGUGCAAUGUUUGUGGGCGGUUGAGAUCUCACGAAGAGAUUGAUGGAGAGGGAUCCGAUGGUGUUAUGGUGGACUAGUGAAGGUUGUAUUACCAUUACCAGAAUCAGGGGUAUUGAUUUGUCCCUCUCCCUAUUUUACCUUUC